CAGGUCUAGAAAUAGCGCCUUUGCUCUUCGCACUGCACUUCUCCUCCUCUCUUACCCUAGCCUCCGCUACUCCCCCUCCCCCUACCCCCUUACGCAGUUCCGCCAUCAAUGGCUCCGAAGAAGGCAGCUCCUCCUCCGUCGUCCAAGCCCGCCAAGUCUGGUGGUGGAAAGCAGAAGAAGAAGAAGUGGAGCAAGGGAAAGCAAAAGGAGAAGGUGAACAACAUGGUUUUGUUCGAUAAGGCCACUUACGACAAGCUCCUCUCUGAAGCUCCCAAGUAUAAGCUCAUCACCCCUUCCGUCCUCUCCGAUCGUUUAAGGGUAUGGAUCUAAUUUUAUAGUAUGUUG
Nicotiana attenuata is the source of this 345-nucleotide messenger RNA. Its product is annotated as 40S ribosomal protein S25-like. NCBI's taxonomy places the organism in Eukaryota, Viridiplantae, Streptophyta, Magnoliopsida, Solanales, Solanaceae. Gene Ontology annotation, molecular function: structural constituent of ribosome. Gene Ontology annotation, cellular component: cytosolic small ribosomal subunit. The transcript has 3 exons. Bases 109 to 330 code for a protein of 73 amino acids. The record is from RefSeq and is a predicted model, not a curated record.